This is a messenger RNA of Haliotis rufescens (red abalone), 3991 nucleotides long. RefSeq lists its product as uncharacterized. The coding region runs from base 218 to 2875 and encodes 885 amino acids. The record is from RefSeq and is a predicted model, not a curated record. Lineage: Eukaryota; Metazoa; Mollusca; Gastropoda; Lepetellida; Haliotidae. The transcript is spliced from 6 exons.
CCAACACUCUAACAUGUAUCCCAUGGGUAUUCGGAAAUAAGUAUCGAUUUUUGAAUCCGACGACGAGAGUCAAUAGAACAGCGGAUGCAGAACGGUUGUCUGAGGUAACGAUGGAGAUAAGCAACUUAAGGCGUCGACAGUAAACAAACCAGCAUCUCCAUCCUUGCCCUGAAGACACAUACAUCAGCGACAGCGCCACGCAUGCAAAGGUGGCACUAUGGCUAAUCCUGUUAUAUCAACACGUGAGAUCAAAGAGAAUAUUCUGAAGUGUGACAGAUGCGAGCAGCAGUUUGACAGCGAGGACAAGAUACCACGUGUGUUGCCAUGCCAACACAGCUUCUGUUCUCAGUGCUUGGAUGACGUGUGGACGAUGGGAUCUAAACUCAGUUGCCCGUCUUGCGACCAACUGUGGGAUGUCCGGGAGUCGGUGGAGGAAACCUUCCCCGUGGAAUACGUUGCCAUGAAGUUCGUCGUAUUUGUGGAACUGAAGGGAAGGAAAGGGAGGCGACUCUGUACCGACUGUUCCGAGAAGUCGCCAGCAACCCACCACUGCCUUAACUGUCAGCUGUACAUUUGUGAAGAGGGAUUGAGGGCCCACAAACGCUUCUACAAACAGAAAGCCCACAAGAUUCUCUCUAUUGCAGAAAUACUGAAGCUGCCCGAGAACUAUCUGACACAAACCGAGACAUGCACCCUACAUCCUGGGUCGACGCUGGAUCUGUUCUGUGAGAAGCCAGGCUGCAUGAAAGCCGUGUGCCCAUCAUGCGCCAUUGUUGAGCACAAAGAGCGGGAUGGGCACGAGAUUAGGGAUGUCCAGGAUGUCGUGAAGGAUGAGAAGAGGGCGGUGUCGGAGGCACUGGAGGAACUGAAAGAGAGGCAGGAGAGAACAGAGUCGGAGAAGUCAGAGCUGGAAAGGGACUUGUUUCAUCUGAAUAUUGAGAGCAAGAAGUUGGAGGCACAAAUUGAACGUUAUUUCGACAGCUUCAUUGAACAGGCCGAGGAACAGAAGGAAGUGCUGAAGAACAGUCUUCACAUUGCUAUAGCAGAUGAAAGAGAUCAUAUGAGUGCGUGUCUCACUGCCUUCAAAACAACAGCUCAAACAGAGACAGACUACGCCGACUACUGCAGGAAAGUGAUGGAAGAGGCAAAACCAGGCAACUUCCUCCAGGAAAACGAAAACAUAAAACAGAAACUAAAUGCUCUGAUCACUGCUCCGCUUCCAGCUAAGCCGGACAGAAAGGAGAUUUUUGUUGACCUGACAUCACUGAGCGACAUAACAAAAAAGAUGGCCAAAGUAGGCGAGAUAAUCUACUUGGAUAACACGAUGCUGCAGUGGAAGGUUAUCAUUGAGAUUACAGACUCCCUACAGGACGAAGAGGACAUGGUGAUUGUGAGAGUCUUUCUCAAAUAUAUGGGCAACGUCAUCGUCGUGCCUAAGCCUGCUAGCAUCAAGGCUGUGAUAGAAGACUCCUCAGGAUUGACCAUCAGCCGGGUACUGGAACAUCUUGGUGAUAUGGGUGAAGCUGCAUCCACACGCAGUGACGAAGUGGACUCUCCGGAUGCAAGGCGUCAUCAUUCUACAAAGAACAACAGACGACACGUCCACAGUAACGGCGAUAGUGGCUACCACAACGGUGACAUGUCAGGGGAUGGCAGGGGCACACUGGAUCCGGAUAGAUAUGAAGAAAAUAUCACUCCUACUGAACAGGAUGUUGGGAAUAUAAGGUACACGCCAAUCUCUAGGAACAGGACCAGCCUGAAACAAACUGGGUCACAGAAAUCUAUCGGAGUUGCGUCGUCGGUCGACCUGCAAGAUCUGGGAAAGGGCAAACAGCGAAGCAGGGCAAGCUACAGACAGAUGGAGAGUGUAGACUCGAAGGUCUCCUUUAACGACGAUGUGAUGGCAAACGGCGCCCACACAAGCCCCCGUGGAGCAGACGAUAGGAACGGUUUCCACCCGCCUGGGUCGCUACAUGAAGGCGGAUCGAGGUCCGGAGCUACCAAUAGGACAGGAAAUGUCAAGCGUGACCUUGAGGCAACCUUUGAACUCCGCUUUUCUCCCAGGCAUCCUGGCCCACACAAGGUGAAUUUCCGACUUGGUGGGUACGCGGUGGAAGAUGAAGCCUUCAUGUUCGACAGCAAGGAGCCCGCAGAGGAGAACGCCAUGGAUCGAUCUCUUCACUUUCUGACAUGGAAGGGCGAGUCUGAGGUGCUUGUCAAGUCAGUCAAACUGCCCCACAUCACCUUAUCGGAGGACAAGUUGAACCGCGAGCAGUGUACCAUCACCACAUCCGGCAAGCUUGUCAAAUCACCCUCAGAGAGGGGAGGCUCGGCUGGCUUCAGCAACUAUUGCGGAACUACCGGAAGUCGGUGUUUUUCUGGAAAGGGCGUCCAUUAUUGGAAUGUCACAUGUAAUGUCCGAGUCCUGGCGAAGGUCUCGUCGUUUGGAAAGAUGAUACUUGAGGCCGCUGUAGCCCACGGCGACGUCUUGGACAACUCCUACUGCGUGUGGGAGACGCCUCGAGCAUGGAGCCUUGUCGUCAGCAUCUGCUCAACACACAAAGCCAUUUGUGUCAAGGUUGUCUGUAACUCCAAGGUCCUGUUUGACACUCCCGUCAUGCAGUGCGAGGAGGAAGCCACAAUCGACCUUGACAUGGGCGUCAUGUUAAACCUGGAUCAACGCAGUCUCACGUUCCUGGAUGGAAGAACUGGUGACGUCAUGUGGACCUUCGAGGAUAUCGACACCACUAAAUCACUGUGGCCAGUAUUUGGUGUCUACAACAGAUACCACUUCAGCGUAGAACUCGGGGUCACUUCAGGUGAUAAGCUCGAGCUGAACUCGGAGAUGUCAAAGGCUGUAGAAGAACUUUUGUGAGCAGAACGCUAUGGAAAAUCUCUUGCUAUGCACCUUCUUCGCGAUUGUUUCAGGAGCGCGAUUGGAUUCGUUCAGACAUGAUGAUCACCAAACAUCUCCCCAAGAUGUUCUUGUGCCUGUAAAUCUGCUGUACAACAAAGGCAGUAAUGCGGGAUCCUCUACCUAUACCACUCAAAAAUGAGUUAAGGAUCGCCCAAUUCUUUCAUAUUAUAUUCUUCAUCUGUCAUGCCAUGACAUUAAUUUGAGUAAUAUUAAAGAAUCCGAUAAUCCUAAAAUUAUGUGAGCAGUAUUGAUAGUAUUUUAGGAAACUAGUUUCUACAAUAACACAACUUUUACGCACUCCCUGUAAGGAAACAGUGCACAUAACCUUCACUUUGGUUCACAAAUUCUGAUUGUUUGAAGCAUCAAGACAUCAUUGAAUGUCUUCACAUCAUACUGUAUUAUAUAAGUGUUCCAAACUGGCGCCUGUCAUUGUGAUAUAUUCUGUAUGAGAACGAGGCUAACCCCAGACGCUGGCAAGAGGCUCUAGAUUGGCAGUCCCAGGAAGUUUGAUUUUAGUCACUAAAACAGCACUUUGUUUGUUUACUCGCUUUCCCUAAAUGAUGUACUCGCCACAGCGAAUAGGACUUCUCCCAUGAAGCGCUGCCCAGUCAAACCCGGCGAGAAAUUUUGGGAGAAUGUGAAGACUCACCAACACUGCAGCCUUCUGCAUUAUCCAAAUUGUCAGAAGGGUUGUAUUCCUGGUAACAAACCCGGGUACUCUCCCAAUGACAGUCAACAGAGUGGGAGGUACCAAACCUAAGGCACCGAGAACAAUAGGAAGUCAGACAAACGUGGCAUUUCGAACGCGAUGUCUGCAUAUUUGCCAUGUGUUCCUGAAUCUUGUCAAUCACAUUGGUGUCAAAAGACACAGAUAAUUCAAUAAUAUAAAUGAUUUCAUUGGAUUAUAACAAAAAGGACAAGAUCAGGAUUGUUGACAUGGAUACGUCUGAGGCUGUAUACGGCCCUUUUCCAAAGAAUUUGGUAUUGAUAAUUUUCCAUGACGCCCUCUACAUAUUCCUGGUCGUACCAUGGAUGGACCUCUGUGUCAAAACCACAAGCAUGGCGAAGACGGUA